Messenger RNA from Dreissena polymorpha, 2543 nucleotides. Its product is annotated as cysteinyl leukotriene receptor 2-like. The record is from RefSeq and is a predicted model, not a curated record. Gene Ontology annotation, biological process: G protein-coupled receptor signaling pathway. Bases 86 to 1222 code for a protein of 378 amino acids. Lineage: Eukaryota; Metazoa; Mollusca; Bivalvia; Myida; Dreissenidae. Gene Ontology annotation, molecular function: G protein-coupled receptor activity. Gene Ontology annotation, cellular component: plasma membrane. The transcript has a single exon.
UCGGUGGUGUUUCAUCUGCAGCAGUGGGUGCCCAAUGACUGUGUUCAAUUGCCGAUUAUAGCCGACACAUUGCAAAUACUGCAAAAUGAGUGUACUCGAAACGGAUUAUUUUCCUGAAGAAAUACACAAUGCUACCAAUCGAACAUAUGACAACGUCUAUGAUUUAUACGCAGGUGACGAAGAGCAAAGCUUCAUGAUCAAGUUUGGAAAUGGCUUCUACUUCUUCGUUACUCCAGUUAUUCUGAUGGUGGGGUUAUGCGGUAAUUCUCUUUCACUGUGUGUGUUUUUCUCUAAGAAAAUGAGACGGAUGUCAGCAAGCAGAUAUUUAGCGGCAUUGUCAAUAUGCGACUUAAUGACUUUGAUAUUUUACGUGCUGAGUGAAUGGCUACGACGUGGAUUACCGACGAUAGCUCCGGGCUAUUAUGUGUCGUUCUUGGAUACACCAGUGGUAUGCCAAGUAUGGCUUCAUUUCAGUUACCUAUCGCGAUUUUUAUCUGCUUGGCUUAUCGUAACCUUCACAUGUGAACGUUUUAUUGGUGUGUGUAUGCCACUGCGGCGGCGAAACCUAGGAUCCCUCAAAGAGACUAACAGAAUCAUUACAAUACUGUUAGUUCUUUCGUGUGUCCUUGCUAUAUACAAACCGCUAACAAGUGAGGUUCGGACAAUAAAUAACAUGACCGCAUGUACAAGUAAAGUUUCAUUUGAAUUUGAAGCGUUCGUUUUGGACAGCUUGUAUGCGCUGAUUAUAACACUUGUUCCGUUCGUUAUUAUAUCCACGUUGAACAUUUUAAUUAUUAGAAAGCUUCUUAACCGAAAGAGGAAAAACAAGUUCAAUUUGGUCACAGAGGAAAAUUCUAUAAGAUUAGAGUUUACAUUUAUUUUGUUAGCAAUUUCAUUUUUCUUUAUUGCGUUGAACUUGCCGUUUUUCUCCAUGUGGGUAAAACAGUUUUUGCAUUCGCAUUACUUGCACUCAACAUUGGACCACACGGAUGAUCUUAGCUUUGAAUAUUGGCAAGGAGUAACAAAAAUUACGCGAACAAUUUUCUACAUAAACUAUUGCAUCAACUUUUUCCUUUACAGUAUCACAGGGGCUUGUUUUAGGAGACAAUUACGAGCACUUUUCAGCCGAUCUCGUAAUUCUCGCAGAUCAUUGCAUCGAUACCAACCUACUGGAUAUGGCACACAAUCGACGAAUGUAAGGUCCAGAACUUCGCGGGUAUAAUGAACAUGUAAUGUAUUGUUGCAAGAGCAAUGAAGUGCGAGUUAGUUAUUAAUUAUAAUGAUUAAAUAACACUAAGCCUCUUUUACUUACAUUUAUAUUGCGUCCACAAGACGUGAUGUUUUAUAUGUGUUUAAAAAAGUGUUUGCGGAACCGAGCGCUGCUUUAUUUAUCUUAAACGACAAUCGAGUGUAUGCGUAAACAAAUUUAAAGAGGAUCAUAUCGGGUCAUAUUACUCGUGAUGGAUUAGAAAACGAUAGCCUUAUACGUAGAUUAAUAUUGCUAGAAUAUUUUUACAGAUAAACAUGUUACUACAGAUCAAGCGUUUGCGAUAUUGUAACUUUCCUAAUAAAAAAAUAUGUAUGGAUUUGUUACAAAAGCAAUCUGCAGAGUUGAAUCAAUCCUGGUUCAAGCAGCUGUGUAACUUUGUACGUACGUACAAAAAAGUACAAGAAAGUACUAAAUUUAAAAUCUUCUUGUAAUAAUGAAUGUAACAAAGAUCUAUGUCACUUAUGAAAUUAAAUCUUAUCAAAUGAUCCGGUUGUAAAUACGUGUAUACUAGGAUCGUUAAUAUGUUAUUAAUCGACCCUUGUCUGUAAGAAUUUUAGCGAGCAUAUCCUCUCGCAAGAAGAUCACAUCAGCUCGAUGCUAACUAGCAUUAAUUGAUGCAAUCAAGUUGAGCAAACAGCGAGACGGAAUACGUAAAUGCUCAUUUAAACCCUCAUUAAAACGUACAUCAAGUGAUGAUUGUUCACAAAACAGAUAUAACCCAAAAUGCAGAUGUUAUUUUAUAUGUUACCAUUAUCAUCUCGCUCUUACAUGCAACAAAAUUGCUGCAAUUGUUCCGUCAGAACUUAAGUGAUGUUAGCAUAGGUCGUAUAUAUUUAUUAACUAAAACAUAUUGUUGUAUGAUAGCAUACUUAAGGUUAUAAUUCUUGUAGGAUUUUACUCAUUUGCGAUUAUUGUUAUUCCCUACAGCAGAAAUAUUACGCAUUCAUCACUUAUAAUGUACUUACAUUUGUAUUUAACCCCUCCUGUAAUAACUAUAUUAAUACAUAAUAAUAACAUUGUCAAUAUUGCAUUAAACAUGACCGUUUCUUUGCUGUUUGUUUAGUGAUAUUCUAGCGAAGCUCACAGUCCGUUAAUGUUUUAAAUGUGAAUUCGUGUGUACUAGCACGUGCCGACUGCCUUGUGAUUGCAUUUGGGAUUUGUUGAGUGAAAGUCAAAGUUAUUUACGUUUGGUUUCAGACACAUAUCUUUGGUUUGAUUGAUGAAUGGAAUUGUGUUUAUAUGCAGAUUGCAUGCAGACCUAUUGUUGAUUAUA